Molecule: messenger RNA, 783 nt
Organism: Bombus huntii
Lineage: Eukaryota; Metazoa; Arthropoda; Insecta; Hymenoptera; Apidae
Gene: sni
Product: C-factor
Exons: 5
Coding region: 18-764 (248 amino acids)
Source: RefSeq, a predicted model, not a curated record
UAAAAUCGCGACAUAGAAUGAAGUCUAUCUUAAUCACAGGCUGCAACCGUGGGCUUGGCCUAGGUUUAGUGAAACACCUGGUAAAAACGUUGCAACCACCAGAGAAUAUCUUUGCAACUUGCCGAAACGUGAAUAAAGCAAGGGAAUUGACUCUAUUGGCUGAGAAAUCGGAGAACGUUCAUAUUAUUGAAAUAGAUUUAGCCAAUACAAAAGAUUACGAUAAAAUAAUAAAAGUCGUGGCCGAAAAGGUAGGCAAUGCAGGAUUAAAUGUUCUAUUUAAUAAUGCCGGAAUCAGUUCAAAAUUUACAAGGCUUGGUCUUGUAAAAGAGGAACAGCUUACAGAAACAUUUUUUGUAAAUACUGUAGCACCAAUUUUGUUAACAAAGGCAAUUUUACCAUUAUUGAAAAUAGCAUCCAAUAACUUUGCAGACAAAUCAAAAAUGAAUGUUAACAGAGCUGCGGUUAUUAACAUGUCUUCAAUUCUUGGAAGUAUUGCUGACAAUAAUGAAGGUGGAUAUUACCCUUAUAGAUGUAGCAAGGCAGCUCUCAACGCAGCUACAAAGUCAAUGAGCAUUGAUUUAAAAAAGGAUGGAAUCCUUGUUACUUGUAUACAUCCUGGCUGGGUGCGUACAGAUAUGGGAGGAACCAAUGCACCCAUGGAUGUUGAUACUAGUGUUACUAAUAUCUUGAAUAUAUUAAAUUUAUUAAAUGAAGAACAUACAGGUUGUUUUAUUCAACAUGAUGGAAAAAUUUUAUCUUGGUAAAUAAAAGUGUUAUAUAGGA